UUCAACAUUCGGGAAUAAAUUUUACGAAAAUAUAAUAAACAUAAUGAAAAAUCAAUUUUCUUUAAAUUUUAUUAAUACAUUAAUAAUUUUUACAAACAUAAUUGGAUUUAUAUUAUCUUUAUAUGCGUAUCAUGUUGAAACUCAAAAAGAAAUUGAUGUAAAUUAUGAGGCAAUGUGUGAUAUUAAUGAAUUUAUAAGCUGUUCCAAAGCGUUCUCAUCCAAAUAUGGAAAGGGUUUUGGAAUUGUUAAGCCCUUACUUGGGGAAGAAUCUAUAUUUUACCAACCUAACAGUUUAUUUGGUUUAAUUUUUUAUACGACGAUUUCUAUUUUAUCAUUAUUCAACACGAUACAAUCAAGUAAAGUAAUGCUGAUAAUGUCAAUUGCAUCAAAUUUCGGCAGUGUGUAUUUGGCAUUCAUAUUGUACUUAUUACAAGAUAUUUGUGUGGUUUGUGUUUCAACUUAUAUAGUUAACCUCGUGAAUCUAUUGUUGUCUUGGAUCAAAUUAAAAACGAUUAAAUCAAAAGUACAUAGAGAUUAA
This is a messenger RNA of Chrysoperla carnea, 538 nucleotides long. It is a transcript of the gene Vkor, whose product is annotated as vitamin K epoxide reductase complex subunit 1. Gene Ontology annotation, biological process: vitamin K metabolic process; peptidyl-glutamic acid carboxylation. The transcript is spliced from 3 exons. Gene Ontology annotation, molecular function: vitamin-K-epoxide reductase (warfarin-sensitive) activity. Bases 44 to 538 code for a protein of 164 amino acids. Lineage: Eukaryota; Metazoa; Arthropoda; Insecta; Neuroptera; Chrysopidae. The record is from RefSeq and is a predicted model, not a curated record.